CCUGAUCCCGGGCGCAGUACCCCGGGAGCGCGCGCCGUCCGGGCCGAUCCCAGCCGCAGUCGCUCCAGCUCACGCCGGGCUCGCCCUGGUGUACAGUGGAGGAAAAGGGCCACUGCUGACAGGGGCGAGGGUCUCGGGUUCCUCUCCUGUCCCAGAGCUGCCGGGCUGCCCGCUGUCCCUGCGCCCCAGCGUACUCCGACCCGCCACCUGCAUCCCAAUCACAUCAUGGAUCAUUCAGAGAAGAAGAUAUCGGUGUGGAUCUGCCAGGAGGAGAAGCUGGUCUCAGGGCUCUCUCGUCGCACCACUUGCUCUGAUGUGGUCCGUGUGCUACUGGAAGACGGCUGCAGGCGACGACGGAAACAGCGGUGUGGCCGGCGGCGGGGGGCGGUCCAUGACCCGCCAGGCCCGGGGGAGCUCCCAGAAGCCCUGGACGAUGACGAUGAAGAGGAGGAUGAUGAGGCACUGCCGCCGGGCUUGUUGUGCGGGCCCCCGCAGUGCUAUUGUAUCGUGGAGAAGUGGCGGGGCUUUGAGCGCAUUCUGCCCAACAAGACGCGCAUCUUGCGCCUCUGGGCAGCCUGGGGUGAUGAGCAGGAGAAUGUGCGCUUCGUGCUGGUGCGCAGCGAGGCAUCGCUUCCCAAUACGGGUCCUCGUAGUGCUGAAGCGCGCGUGGUGCUUAGCCGCGAGCGCCCCUGCUCGGCCCGGGGGGUCCCACCAAGACCCAGCCUGGCCAUGACACAGGAGAAGCAGCGGCGGGUGGUGCGCAAGGCCUUCCGCAAGCUGGCCAAGCUCAAUCGCCGGCGCCAGCAGCUGCAGUCGUCGUCCUGUUCCUCCACUUCGUCGUCCACCGCUUCUUCCUGCUCCUCGUCGCCACACGCCAGUGAGAGCGCGUCCGUGGAACACAUGGAGACGCUGGUGCAUUUGGUGCUUUCCCAGGACCAUACUAUCCGUCAGCAGGUGCAGCGGCUCCGGGAGCUGGACCGCGAGAUUGAUCGCUACGAGGCCAAGGUGCACCUGGACCGCAUGCGGCGGCACGGAGUCAACUACGUUCAGGACACCUACUUGGUGGGCUCAGGCAUCGAGCUCGAAGGGCUCAGCCCGGGAGAGGAGACGGAGGCUGCGGCUACAGCGGCUACUACGGCGGCAGCGGCAGCGCCCCUGGACGGCAAGGCGCAGGCAGAGGCCCUGGAAGAGCUGGCCCGGCGCUGUGACGACCUGCUCCGGCUGCAGGAGCAGCGAGCCCAGCAGGAGGAGUUGCUCGAGCGCCUCUCCGCCGAGAUUCAGGAGGAGCUGAACCAGAGGUGGAUGCGCCGGCGCCAGGAGGAGCUCGCAGCUCGAGAGGAGUCCCCGGAGUCUGAUGGCAGCCUCGACGGUGAGCUGCUGCUGGAGCAGGAGCGGGUCCGGACUCAGCUCAGCACCAGCCUCUACAUUGGGCUCCGGCUCAACACGGACCUGGAGGCCGUCAAGUCGGACUUGGAUUACAGUCAGCAACAGUGGAACAGCAAGGAGCACGAACUGCAGGGCCUUCUCCAGACUUUGCACACGUUGGAGUUGACAGUAGCCUCGGAUGGGGCUACCGGCUCUGGCGGACCCUCCCGGGAACCCAGGCCUCAGGCCUGUGCUGAGGUGUGGGUGGACCAGGCCCGCGGACUGGCCAAAAGCUGCCCUGGCAACGACGAGGACUCAGAUACCGGGCUGAGCUCUAUGCACAGCCAGGACUCAGACUCCGUGCCUGUGUGCGAAUCCCUUGUGUAGGGGGGCAGGGCCGGAGAGGGAGACAGAAGCUUUCCCCUUUCUUGCAGAAAGUCCUGGCCCGGCAGGCUCAGGGACGUGGAAACCGGGCUGGGAGUGGGCCCGGAGGGCUUGCGGGGCAGCAGGGCUACGACUGGGCCCAGAAGGGCUCCCUGGCAGCGGCGCUCCUCUGGCUGGGGGUGAGUGUGGAGGAGAGUGCAGGACAAGGAAGCUGUGUCUCUAAUCCAACCACUUUUAGGGAAAGGAGGGAGGGAGAUGUGAGAACCCUUGUAUUAGAAAACAAACGCUCCAGGAAAACUGACGUGGUCCGAGCCCAUUUUCAAAAACAGAAAAAGAGUUAUUACGGAAAUUUCAUCACUCUUCUGUAUGGGAAGGACUGAUGGCAGCUAGAAUUUUAGGCUGUAGCAUAACGUGCUUUUAAAAGAAACACUUGGAUGAAAAGGAAAUUCCUUGAAUGUUAAUUGUGAUGGUGAACGUGUUAAAACUAGCCAAAGAGGACUCACUGGUGUUGGUCUCAGCCUUGCUUACAUCUUCCAUAAAACCCAUAGGCACUAAAAUCCUGGCUGUUUACAUUUCUGCAGAUCUGAGAAUUAUCCAUCUGCUAAGCUGUUUGCCUGUUAUUUUCUUUCAAAGUCUAAACUAUUGAAGUUUAACCUCACAUUUCCUCCUAGUAAAUGCAGUAUAUGUUAAAAUGGGGUCCUUUUCCCAAAGUAAAGUUUUAUUAUUACAAAAGCCAAGCAUACCCCUUUUGAGAUAAAAAUCCCUGGCACACGUAGUCCUUGGUUAAAAUGUAAUCUGGGCCUUUGGGAUUUGCUCCUGCAAAGGUGUGUGUGUUGCCCUUUCAUUCAUGUUGCCACUUCAUCCCCUCAGUGACUUAUUUCGUAAAAAAUAAAAGGGAAGUUUUAGAAUUCGGGUGAAGUACAACUAAACUUGCUGUUUAACGAGCACUCUCAUUGAAACUAAGAUUUGAAACCAGAGAUUUUUGUUAGCGUUCAGCUUUUGAACUGAGCUAUGUGAUUAAAACCAACUAUGACCUCAACACAUUUUACCCAACCCAAGUCUAACUCCAGUAUCUUUGAUCGGGGAUUAAUUAGUUACUUGUCCAAACUGAAAAUGAGAUAGUGUAGAUACCAGGGUUUACUAGAUCAGGCCCCCCAAAAAGAAAAAAUACAAUCUCAUAGUACACCUUGGGUGAACAAUAUGAUUAACAGCAGCAUUUAGCCGUAGAUAAAAAGCAUAUAAAAGUGAACUAAUGAUCUGACUCGAGUUACUCUUGUCUGGCUCACACCUGUGCACAUGUCAGGAGGUGCAAGUGCAAAAUCUUUCUCUAGAUAGCUGGAGACAGCCCUGGUGGGGACCCGAUGUAAUUGUUGUAGUUUAUUUCAAUGCAAACUUAUCAGUUGUAGCUAGCUGUUGCCCCUGUGGAAGGAGCCUGCUGGCGGUGUUCCCUCCCGAGCGAGCAACCGUGCUUCCGAGGAAUGUGGGAUCUAAUCUGUCCAGGGGAGGUGUGAACAAUGGGGUGUGUGUGUGGUGCCAGCCUGGUGCAGAAGCCUGGUAUCAACCUAACCCAGGAGGGGCUGGCUCCAGUUUCAAUACUACAUGUGAAGAUAACUUCAGAGGUCUUGCUUUACAGAGGUUUCUUCCCUUGGAGAGAGAUUCUUUGUAUGCUUGUUACCAACUGGACCGCUCACCUGACCCCGUAAAGCAUUUUGGGGUGUAUCUUUUUGAGAGUCGGUACCUCCUCCCCCACACCCCCACCAAUGCUACGAUAACAUGUGUGGAUAUUCUCCAAUUUUCAAGUAAAAUGGGAAUUAAAAGGCCGGUUUCUUAAUUGAUGUUUUGAAAAGACGUUAGCUCACAUAAUUAUGGUUUUUUAGUUUCGUCUGAUGCAGAAAACAUCUAUGUAUUUGGUCUUGAGCAUGAUUAAAAUGAGGAAGGGACCGAAAGAGACCCACUGUCCCUAGACAAUCAUUUGCUCCCGUAAACACAAAGCUUAAUGAUAGCUUUACUUUUGAGGCAAAGGUAAAAUCCUCAUUAGAGUGUGACAAACGCUACUUGUCUGAAUGGUUUAUGCUGGCAAUGGGCUGACCUAGUGGUUUUAAAAUUAUUGUGCUUUUUUUCCCCCUUCGGGGUGGUAGGGGAGGUGGUUCUCGGACAUUUAUUAACUCAGAAAAGAACACAGAAGUUGGCAGAACAGGACUGCCUGGCAGAAAGGGUCUGAUUUUCUUUUCACUAUUAUUAUUUUAAACUUUUGAUGUCAGCAAAUAUGCCUAUAGCCUGUAAAGCAAAUAAAGCCACAUCACAGAGAGAAGGCCUGUGGGAUUUUUCUGGUGUCCCCCUUCCAGAACCUUCCUGUCCUGGCCACCUCAAGAUGCCUCUCCAGUCAACUCUCAGGCACUAAGCAGGCUUUGUUUUGUAAUGAAAAGAAGCCCAGUCUGCCCAUUUUCCCCCCUCCAAAUCACUUAUAUCCCCAAAAGGCACUCUCUUUGUGGGUAGGAGAAAACACAACAGGUGAGGGAAAAAGAAAGAAGACAAUAGUUCCUUUUACUGAGAGUUUUUACAAGCCUGAGAAAGGUGAAAUAUGGACAUAAAAAAGCAAAACAGUGCCUGUACCAGAAAGUGCCUAAUAAAUGCUAGGCAUUUAAAACAUUUCAUUCACUUUUUAAAUAAGCCUUGUGACAUUAAGAAGGAAAAUGAAUGCAUAGCAUUGACUGCACCUGCACCAGGAUUUCAGUGCCCCUGGAAAAAGUCACCCCUCUCCUGUUCUUCGGGCGGAACCGGAACCCUUGUGGGGAGAGUAUGAAACAGGCUCCUCCCCAACCAGCCCCAUCCCUCUUUUGGAAUGAAUACAAUUUAUUGUAUUCAUUAUCUUAAUUAUUCCACUCUUGGCCAUCUGACCAAACUGAAAGAUCCCAUCUGGCAUUUCUCUUUAUUUCCUUAUAAAGCAAGAUGAAGAAGAAAAUGAUGAUGAUUUGUUUGUUGGAAAAGUUAUAUACUAUAGUCCUUGUGAUGGGUCUGAAAGUAACAUUAGUAAAAAGAGAGGAGAAUCACUCAAAAUCUUGGCACUAAAAGCUUAUCACUAUCAAAGUUUGAUAUGUUUCCUUCCAGAUCUUUUGAAUUGUGGAUUUUAAUAUUUUGCUUAUUUUUGAAAGCUAUCUAAUUUUAAUGAAAUUAUAUAUAUGUUUUUAUGCUUAGGUUUUGACAGACUCCUUGUAGCGUAUCCCAUCUGUUGGAUGCACUAUACACAGUGCAUGUAAGUGUUCUGUUAUUAAGUUGUUCCUAGUGUUUUUUACUAUUAUAAAAUAACAUUGUGAUAAGCUUUUUGUACACACAUCUGUUUCCAUAAUUA
Molecule: messenger RNA, 5098 nt
Organism: Phyllostomus discolor (pale spear-nosed bat)
Lineage: Eukaryota; Metazoa; Chordata; Mammalia; Chiroptera; Phyllostomidae
Gene: RASSF10
Product: Ras association domain family member 10
Exons: 1
Coding region: 226-1752 (508 amino acids)
Biological process (GO): signal transduction
Source: RefSeq, a predicted model, not a curated record